This is a messenger RNA of Protopolystoma xenopodis, 602 nucleotides long. NCBI's taxonomy places the organism in Eukaryota, Metazoa, Platyhelminthes, Monogenea, Polystomatidea, Polystomatidae. The record is from the annotation of a GenBank genome assembly.
GCUACGGACGCCUCACACCGAUCACUCAGUCUGGCCGGCUCUUCUGUAUCUUCUUCACGUUGCUCGGCAUUCCGCUGACCCUAAUCUUCGCCUCAGCCUUUGUCAGCCUCUGCAUGCGGCGCGUUCGACGUGACAGGGACCACUUUAUCUGUUCCCAUUUUCAAGUGCCCUCUUCAAGAUGCCAAGCAACUCCGCAGUCCGGUCUAGCAGAACUAUUCGAAAACGAGGCUGUUUGCCGACUCGACUUCCCCGCAGUCGUCGCCUCGGAAGCUGUGAACUCGACUUGUCUUCUGCCCAUCGACGGAGAGGCGACGGAUGGUGCUGCAUCGUCGCCGUUGACCCAGCCUCGACUACGACUCAAGACACGUCCUGUCUCACUCAUCCUCGCCGCAGACGGUGCCGGAUCAACGCGAGACGCCGAAAGUCAGGCCCAACCUGAGCCGGCGUCCACCAACCGUGUCGCCAUCUCCGCUUCUCGGUUUCAGGCGAAUCAAGCCGCCUCGCUUUCGCCCUUGCCGUCGGACUCGGCGUCCGAGACCGGGCCGGCUUGCGCGAGACUCGAGGGCCGGUCUGUUGGGCAAAAUCUCUCCUGUCUGCCGAUG